CGGAGGAUAUAAAAUGUUUGCAAUGACAGGCAACGCGAGCACGUGUUGAUUGAGGAGGGUUACACAACCGGGAGAUGAACAGUGCACUGGGGUGGCGGAGCGGAGGCAGCCGGGGUGGAAGAUGUCCCUGUACAGGAACACCGUCUGGUUUAUGAAGGGUCUGCGGGAGUACACCAGGAGCGGAUACGAGGCUGCGGCACAGCACUUUGGUGCGAAAGAUCUGGAUGUUGAUGUGACAGGAAGGUGCUUCCUGAUCACUGGAGCCAACAGUGGGAUUGGUAAGGCUGCUGCCCUGGAAAUUGCAAUGCGAGGGGGAACUGUUCAUCUCGUCUGUCGAAACAAAGAGCGAGCUGAAGAAGCCAAGGCUGAGAUUGUGAAGGCGAGCAAUAACAAGGAAGUUUUUGUCCACAUCUUGGACAUGUCAAGGCCAAUGAUGAUCUGGACGUUUGCAGAUGAAUUCCAACAAACCCACGGCAAACUGAAUGUUUUGAUCAACAAUGCAGGGUGCAUGAUCAAUCAACGCCAGAUGACUGCAGAUCAGUUGGAAAGUAAUUUUGCCACAAAUACCUUGGGUGUGUACAUUCUCACCACAGCUUUGGUACCUCUCCUGCAAAAAUCUGAAGAUGCCAGAGUGAUCACGGUAUCAUCAGGAGGAAUGCUGGUUCAGAAACUAAACGUGGAAGAUUUGCAGUUUGAGGAAGGACAAUUUGAUGGGACCAUGGCUUAUGCACAGAACAAGCGUCAGCAAGUAAUUAUGACGGAACAAUGGACCAAAAUGCACAAGAACAUCCACUUCUCCUCCAUGCACCCUGGCUGGGCUGAUACCCCAGCUGUGAGAACUUCCAUGGCCGAUUUCCAUGCAAGGAUGAAGAACAGGUUGAGGACAGCAGCUCAGGGGGCAGAUACAUUGGUGUGGCUUGCCAUCUCCAGCACAGCAUCCCAGCAACCCAGUGGCCUUUUCUUCCAGGAUCGGAAAUCAGUGCCUACUCAUCUAUUUUUGGCCCAAACAAGAGCAACAGCUGCAGAGGAGGAGAAACUGAUGAAAACUCUGGAGGAAUUAGCAGAAAACUUUAAAACCUGGUACGCACAAUAACGCCAAUCCGAAUUGAAUCUUUACACAUGUUCAGAUCAUCACAGUAAUCAGAGUCCUGAUCCUGUUCAUUCACAUCUGAGAAUCCCAACAAACUGAAUGACAACUCAUCUAACAUCCUGCAGUGCUUGAUUAUUUUGGCAUCUCAUUCAUUUAACUACUCCAUCCACACUCAGUAAAGUGGAGCGUGGAUUUGAGCCUUCAUCCUUGGCCACUUAUUGGACUUCAAGUAGAAUGUUGAUAUGCAGUUUCAGCCUUUAGCUCUUCACCUCUAUUUUGUGUUGUUUUCUGGAGAGACAAGGAGAGACUGGAGAUGCUGGGAAUUUGGAGCAACAAACACAAAAUGCUGGAGGAACAGGAGGUCAGGAAGCACCUAUCGAAGAAAAUGAACAGUUGACAUUUCGGGCUGAGACCCUUCAUCAGGACUGAUGAAGGGUCUCAGCCUGAAAUGGUCAACUGUUCAUUUCCUUCACCCCAUGCACAAAAAUCACUUCCCCUUUGAAAUUAUAUUCUCACCUGGUUUUUUAUUGUCAGAGCUGCUUUCUGUAUUUACCUUCUUACUCCCUUUUAUUCUUCACAGGAUAUUAAAAGCUUCAAUCACUAUUUUUCACAAUUGGAACAUCAAUCCUACAAGCUUCUGGUUCCAAUAAAGGGUUGAUAGCUGGCAUAUCAGUCUCUUGUCUCUAAAUACACACAGCUCCAGUGCAUACUUCUAAAUUCUUCAAGUUCUAAUUUAGAUUUUCAACCUUUUUAAAAGAUGUCUUUUACCAUGAGGUUUUUUAGAACAUUGAAUAGUUUAAUUGCUUCCCAGAUUGGUCUAAUUGCUUGUUUUGUAAAAUUAAUAAAAUAUCAGCAAUUUCAACAUGACAAAA
Molecule: messenger RNA, 1962 nt
Organism: Pristis pectinata (smalltooth sawfish)
Lineage: Eukaryota; Metazoa; Chordata; Chondrichthyes; Rhinopristiformes; Pristidae
Gene: dhrs12
Product: dehydrogenase/reductase (SDR family) member 12
Exons: 10
Coding region: 122-1093 (323 amino acids)
Source: RefSeq, a predicted model, not a curated record